AUGGAUUAUUCAGAUGAUGGUAUCGAAUCAGGAGAGGAGAACCUCUACAGCGAUGUUGAAGAUAAUGAAACCGAUUAUGGAUUCGCUGAGGAAGACAUCAAAGGAUCUCAGAAAGGUUACGUAGUUCUCAAGGAAGAAGACAUCCGAAAGCAUCAAAGAGACGAUAUCGAACGAGUUUCCACGGGUCUCUCUAUAAGCCAAGCCGAAGCGAUCGCUCUGCUUCUUCACUAUCAUUGGCGUGUUAGUAAAUUCGAAGAUGAAUGGUUUACGGACGAAGAGAGGAUCCGUGAAACCAUUGGUAUAUUGAAGGAGCCUGUCGUUGAUGUUAAUGGUCAAAAAGUAAUCAAGUGUGGGAUUUGCUUCGAGUCAUACACUCGAGGGGAAAUCGAAAGGGUUUCUUGUGGUCAUCCUUAUUGCAAUACUUGUUGGACUGGUUAUGUCACUUCUAAGAUAGGAGAUGGUCCGGGAUGUUUAAGGAUUAAAUGUCCUGAGCCUUCUUGUUCAGGUGCGAUUGGUCAAGAUAUGAUCGAUAAGUUUAGUAAGAAAGAAGAUAAGGAGAAGUACUAUAGAUAUUUACUCAGGUCUUAUGUGGAAGAAGACGUCGUAGAGAGGAUUAAAUGGUGUCCAUCGCCUGAAUGUGAAUGCGCGGUUGACUUUGGUGUUGGUGGGAGUGGAACUGGAAGUAGUUGUUAUGAUAUUACUUGUUUGUGUUCGCAUAGCUUUUGCUGGAAUUGCAGGGAAGAUGCUCACAGUCCUGUGGACUGUGAAACGGUUUCAAAAUGGAUAUUCAGGAUCCAGGAUGAGGCCGAGAACAAGAAUUGGAUGCUUGCGAAUUCAAAGCCUUGUCCUAAAUGCAAACGUCCAAUCGAGAAGGGUGAAGGAUGCAACCAUAUGACAUGCUCAUCUCCGUGUGGGUAUCAGUUUUGUUGGAUUUGUCUUGAAGCGUAUAGUGGUCACGUGGCUUGCAACAGGUUUGUUGAAGAGGCUGAUCAAGAUACGAGAAAAUUGCUUAAAGAUGAAAUGGCUAGGUACAUGCAUUAUUAUGAAAGAUGGGUAGGCAAUAAAUCGUCGAGGCUUAAGGCUAUAUUGGAUCAGGACAAAUGGCAAUCGGUGCAGCUUAAGCUGCUUAGUGGCAAACUGGGAAAACCAGAAACUGAGCUGGAAUUCACCGUGGAGGCAUGGCGUCAGAUCAUCGAAUGCAGGAGGGUCUUAAAAUGGACCUAUGCGUUUGGAUACUACCUACCUAAUCAUGAGAUCGGCAAGAAAAAAUUGUUCGAGUAUUUGCAAGGUUUGGAGAGGCUUCAUCAUUGUGCAGAGACGGAGUUGAAAGAUGUAGAAACCGGAUUUCCACAAUGAAUUUGUUUGUGUGGGAAAACAAAUUCAGUAAAGUAAUCUCUCUAGAAAACCGAUCUAAGCUUUGAAAUUAUAAGAAAGGGAAUUGAUCUCGAAGAAUUAGGGUUUUGAUUGCUAAGAACAAGAAGAGAACUGAAUAAUUGUAUUCAAUAAUGGAUGUUUUACAAUGGAGAAGUCUCUCCCUCUUUAUACAUAUUCGUAGAUCGCAUAAUAUAUUAACUUUCCUUA
Messenger RNA from Camelina sativa (false flax), 1581 nucleotides. RefSeq names its product putative E3 ubiquitin-protein ligase ARI10. NCBI's taxonomy places the organism in Eukaryota, Viridiplantae, Streptophyta, Magnoliopsida, Brassicales, Brassicaceae. Gene Ontology annotation, biological process: protein ubiquitination. Gene Ontology annotation, molecular function: zinc ion binding; ubiquitin-protein transferase activity. The record is from RefSeq and is a predicted model, not a curated record.